Molecule: messenger RNA, 4105 nt
Organism: Seriola aureovittata
Lineage: Eukaryota; Metazoa; Chordata; Actinopteri; Carangiformes; Carangidae
Exons: 18
Coding region: 138-3896 (1252 amino acids)
Biological process (GO): prevention of polyspermy; binding of sperm to zona pellucida
Cellular component (GO): egg coat
Molecular function (GO): structural constituent of egg coat; acrosin binding
Source: RefSeq, a predicted model, not a curated record
UCGUGUUGUUCAGCCUCACCAUCUGCGCACUUGCAGCGUUUUAAUUGGUCCCUGCUUGAUGACUCUUAAUUGAUCGCCCUCAUGUUCAGGUGACGCCUCUGUGCGCACGUGAGCAAAAAAGCAUCAACAAUCCGGCGAUGUCGUGCAAACAGAAAAGUGAAACAACUUUGUUUUUAUUAGUGGCAGUUUAUCUUUACACAUUUCGAGUUUGUCAUUCGGUGAGUUUAGGACGGUGGGGGGAUGGUUUCAGUGCUUCUCAAGGUGAAGCGUCAACAGCUACGAGGGAAAAGAUUAAACAAGACGACGGCGUCCGGCAGGGAAACUGGCAUUUGGUUGAAAAGGUUAUCCUGAGCACAAAUCUGCGCAAAGCCACCCAGGAGCUUCGGCCUGAAUCUGCUGUCUUUCCCGGGGAGCCACUUCCGUAUCUCAUUGUGCCUAAACUUGAUGAAACUGGCAGCAACUUUGCGGCCAACAGGUCGUCUUGGUCUGUUGGUAAAAUCAGCACGGAACCAGGGUUCUCUGCUCCAGACUCAGGAGACGGAUAUCAAGCAGAUUUUACAGGUUUCCAUGGAGUCCAGGGGAAGGUUUUGGGUCCCUCAUUUGACUCCAGUCCACAUUUCUCUGAGUGGCUGGCAAUGAGACCUUUGGUGCAGUGUGAUGAGAAUGUCAUGACCUUCACUGCCUCGGGACAAGGACUGUCGCACCUGUUAGUGGACAGAGAGGGAGCGUCUCCCAUCUCUCUGUUCCAGUUGCCUCCGUACUGCGGGUAUUCGGUGAGGACAUCAUGGAGUGACCUUGAGAUGAUAGUGCCUUAUGAUGCAUGUUACAUUACACAGGAGAAUGGCAGUUAUGUGUUGCCCAUGUUGUGGGGGGGCAGUCCACUGAAGCUCUCCUGCCCAGUGCAGAUGUCCACACCUGCCCCUUCUUCCUCCUUAUCUGCCCCUUCAGUCUUCUGUUCCCCCUACGGCAUGGCAGUGCAGAUGCAUGGGCAGGAGCAAGACAUAGCACUGCUGGGAGUCGUUGUGAACGGAGGCUGGGGUCCAUUUGUAUCUGAAGAGUGCGCCCACCGUGUCCACUCCCGACCCAGUGAGCUUACCUUCUUCAUCUCCUACAAAGCUGCUUGUAUCACUAGUGGAGAGGGAUUACAUCUCCAACUUCUAUUAGAUGAUCACGAAUACAUCCUCUCCUGUCCAGUCAAUCCUCAGUUUCCGUCCCUCCCAGAUCCUGUUAGCCCUGCACCCACCGCUCCUCCCCCUCCCCCUCCUCAGCCUCCAACCAAGGAGCCGACUGCUCAACUUCUAGACUACCCCUACUACCCAUACCCUGGGCUCCAGUAUCCCCAGCUUCCCCAGCUCUACCCCCCUGGCCCACAACCUGUCCAUCCGCCGAAGCCCACUAAAGGCAGUCCUCCUGGGCCCCAGCCCCAGCAGCAGCAGCAGCAGCAGUCCCUCUACCCCAUGGGACCUGGCAAGUUGCCCUACUCUCUUGGAGAGCACCCAAAAUACCUUUCCCCUCCCUACCAGUCUCCUGUUGUGGUACAAGCUACAUCUGCCCCAAAUCUUAGCCCUCUCAGCCUUUCUCAAUAUCAGUCUGGUCUGUAUUACCCCCACAUGCCGCUCUACUACCCUGCAGUGACACCACCUCCGACCCCUGCAGCUAAAAAAACUAAUACUACUACUGUUCCUCCAGCCACUGACCCACCUAGACCUCCAGCAAAUCCGUAUGACCUUCAGUAUUACUUUCAGAUGCCGUACUAUCCUGCACCCUCUGCAGCACCAAUGACCCAAGCAUCUGCUCCUCUCCCUCCCAGCCCGCCUCAUCCUCUUCCUCCCCCCGCUCCACCAAAACAACCUGAGGAUCCACAGUACAAAGUUGGUCCAUUUUAUCCACACAGUCUUUACAGCUCUUACUAUCCUUAUGGACCAAUUAAUUACCCAAAACUUGGUCUUGAGUUUCCUUUUUACCCCCAAAUACCCGCUUACUUCCAUCAUCCCACACCUCUGCCGCCUGGCAAAGAGAUGUCUCAAGCCAUUCCUCAGGAACCUCAGAAACCAGCUGCUCCACAAGCCAACUGCCCGCCUUACACUAACACCCUUUGUAGCUACUACUCUUACCCCUAUUAUCCAUAUUAUCAUCCUUUUUACCAACCACACUACCAUCCACAUUACCCUCCUGUGCCACAGUAUCCAGAGAUUCAACCACCAAUGGCCACAAAAAAGCCUGUCACCACCACCACUACUACUCUGACUCCCACAACCGCAAGUACGACUGUGUCCGCACCAACUGAACCCACUCCACAGAUGCUGCAUCUCAAGUGUCUGAUGGGGAGGAUGGUUGUCUUCCUGCCUUUUGCUCACCCAGACUCCAUCCAGGUCAGAGACCAAAUGAAGGCAUGGCUGUUCCUCUCCAGUGUGUCCCCACUGUGCGGGUACAUGCUGCAGAUGGCUGAGGGCUCUGGGGUAAUCCUUCACUCUCCUCUGCCUGCCUGCCACAGCCAGUCACGGACUCCCACAACCAUUUCCUUACCUCUCAGGUUUUGGGAUCUGUCCAUGGCACGGUAUAGGACUCUGGAACUGCAAUGCCCUUAUGAAAGUAUCCCUGUAACCCCUCCACCAGUUACCCCACCUGUCUCCCCUACCCCGCCCAGCACCACCCUCUCUCCUGUGCUGAAGCCGAGAGUCAUCUGCUCCUCCCAUCAGAUGACUGUGGAGCUCCCCUCUGGUUCCACCUCUGGAAUUCUUCUUAAAGACAUCAAAGGGAACUGGAUGAACCUCCAGGAUGCCCCAAAGCACUGUGGGUAUUCUGCAAGCAAAGGCAAAAAUGGCAAAAUCCAUUUGAGUCUCCAGUUACACUCACGCUGCCACAUGAGCGUGCAGGGUAAAAUGUACAUCAUCACUGUUGUCUACAUGACAGUAGAUGGGAGAAGGGAGGCUCAGUUUUCUUGUCCGAUUGGCAUCCCAGGGCCCGGAAAAGAGUGCAACCUUCCCAGCGAACAGCGUCUCCCCUGCGGACCCGCGUCUGUAUCCCAGCCACAGUGCCUCUCCAUGGGCUGCUGCUUCAGCAAGCACCCCCCUGCCUGCUACUACCCCAUGGAUGAGUGCACUAUUGACCGCCACUUUGUCUUCUCCGUGCCUGCCUCCCUCACCGAGCCCCCUCUUUCCCCUGCCCUGCUCGUCGCUGCCAGCAACUCCACCUGCAGACCUCAGAGAGUGACUUCUGACUAUGCUUUGUUCAAGAUCCCAAUGGAUGGCUGCGGGGCACGCAGAGUGAGGGUGGGGAAAGUGGUGAUCUACAUGGUGGAGAUCAUUAACAAGGUUCAGGCAAUCAGCCUCAACUAUGGCACCAUCACAAGAGAUUCUCCAGUCAGGUUGUUGGUGGAGUGCCGGUUUCAGCCGGGCACUGUCCUGACUGUGAGCUACCUGGUGAAAACGCCCACCCUUGGCCCUGAGGUUCAUACCCAGGGAAUGUUUGGAGUCCAGCUCAGAAUUGCCAAAGAUUCUCAGUACAACAGCUAUCACCCUCAGUAUCACCAGCCCCUGCAGAUGCUGCUGGGGAAACCCCUCUACCUGGAAGUGCGGUUGCUUAACGCCCCAGAUCCCAGUUUGGUGCUGCUGGUGCACUUCUGUGUGGCCUACCCCCGCUCAGGAAAAUCUGUGUGGGUGCUGCUUUACAACGGAUGUCCCAACCCCUUGGACCCAGCCCCGCAGCAGGCUGUGGUGUCUGAUCCACGACCACCCUUUCCUCAGGGUCAGACCCGCCGCUUCACCAUCAGCACCUUCCAGUUCCUUCCUGAUGGUGAGUUCAAGGACCCAGAAGAAGAGAUCUACUUCAUGUGCUCAACUGAAAUCUGCUCACCACGUGACGGACCUUGUGUCGAAGGAUGCUUUGGCCAAUGACGUUAUGACUCGGAUAAUGCUUGAAGUUGGUUGACACGAAGGUGAUGGUUAUGAUGAUGAUCUGGUAAGCAAUGCUAGAAUUGUGUUGAGCUCCUGUUUAAAAUACACCAGUGUUAUAUUUCCGUACUGACCAUAUCUUGACUGGCCUCCUCUUUUUCAGACCUCAGACAUCACUCAUUUAAACUGGGAAUAAAAGCUCUUAAAGGACA